AUGGAGGAUUACAAUUUAGAUGAUGACUUGGCAAUUUUGAAUAAUGGAUCGAUGUUCCCACCCAAAAUGAGAAAGUACUGGAGAAAUAGGUAUCGUAUCUUUUCUAAGUAUGAUGAAGGAGUGAUUAUGACUAAAGAGCUCUGGUACAGUGUUACACCUGAAGACGUUUCUAGAUUCAUUGCGAAAUUUCUCCGGAAGUCAAUGAAGAAUCCAAAUAGUCGAAUUCUCGAUCUCUGUUGCGGAGGAGGAGGAGAUACGAUACAGUUUUUAAGAUUAUUUUCGCACGUUUAUGGCAUAGAUAACAAGCAAAUACAUUUGGACUGUACCUUGAAUAACUCAAGUGUCUACCUUACUCCCAGUUAUAUAGAGAAGAGACUUAAAUUAUUAAGAUGUGAUUGGAGCUAUUCAGUAGAAGCGGCAGAGUUUAUUGCAAGCAAGAAAAAGAUAAACGAGGAAAUGAAUCCAGAACUUAUCAAUUGUAUUAAGACAAUCACCUAUCUCAUUGAGGAACAUUUAGAUAUAGUUUACAGCUCUCCACCAUGGGGUGGUCCUUCGUAUUCGGACAAUGGUAGUUUUAAUCUUGAUGAUUUGCGGCCUUUCGGACUGGAGAAGUUCUUGAGGAGUAUUCUGCCCAUCUGCAAUAACAUCGCAGUGUUUUUACCGAGAAACUCAGAUCUAGCUCAGCUAAAAAGCACAAGUAUUGCUGUAUUUGGGCCGAAUUUCAAGCUUCGUGUGCUAAAGAUUUCUACAAAUGGACACUUGAAAGGUCUACUGUGCUGCUGGGGUGAUGCUUUCACAGGUAUAGCUCUGCCAGAUGCUGCUGGGGAUAAUUGCUAA
Brettanomyces bruxellensis is the source of this 837-nucleotide messenger RNA. RefSeq lists its product as uncharacterized. Gene Ontology annotation, cellular component: nucleus. Gene Ontology annotation, molecular function: RNA cap trimethylguanosine synthase activity. NCBI's taxonomy places the organism in Eukaryota, Fungi, Ascomycota, Pichiomycetes, Pichiales, Pichiaceae. The transcript has a single exon. The record is from RefSeq and is a predicted model, not a curated record. Gene Ontology annotation, biological process: 7-methylguanosine cap hypermethylation; 7-methylguanosine RNA capping. The coding region runs from base 1 to 837 and encodes 278 amino acids.